GCCGGCCGGGUCUGCUUCCGGGGCGCGGGCCGCGCGUCGUCGUCCUGCGCCGAGCGGGAGUCGCAGCUCCGGUCCGCCGCGUCCCGCGCCCGCCCGGUGGCCGUCGGCGCCAUGAACAAGAAGAAGAAGCCGUUCCUGGGCAUGCCCGCGCCGCUCGGCUACGUGCCGGGGCUGGGCCGGGGCGCCACCGGCUUCACCACCCGCUCGGACAUCGGGCCCGCGCGCGACGCCAACGACCCCGUGGACGACCGCCAUGCGCCGCCCGGCAAGAGGACGGUCGGGGACCAGAUGAAGAAGAGCCAGGCGGCGGACGACGACGACGAGGACCUGAACGACACCAACUACGACGAGUUCAAUGGUUAUGCCGGGAGCCUCUUCUCGAGCGGCCCUUACGAGAAAGAUGACGAGGAAGCGGACGCUAUUUACGCAGCUCUAGAUAAAAGGAUGGACGAGAGAAGAAAAGAGAGAAGGGAGCAGAGGGAGAAAGAAGAAAUCGAGAAAUACCGUAUGGAACGCCCUAAGAUCCAGCAGCAGUUUUCAGAUCUCAAAAGGAAGCUGGCAGAGGUCACCGAGGAGGAGUGGCUGAGCAUCCCUGAAGUGGGCGAUGCCAGGAACAAGCGCCAGCGGACCCCACGCUACGAGAAGCUCACUCCUGUUCCCGACAGUUUUUUUGCUAAACACUUACAGACUGGAGAGAACCAUACUUCAGUCGACCCCCGGCAGACUCAAUUUGGAGGCCUCAACACGCCCUACCCAGGUGGACUGAACACUCCCUACCCGGGUGGAAUGACCCCAGGACUCAUGACACCCGGCACAGGGGAGCUGGACAUGAGGAAGAUCGGGCAAGCCAGGAACACCUUGAUGGACAUGAGGCUGAGCCAGGUGUCUGACUCAGUGAGUGGGCAGACUGUUGUUGACCCCAAAGGCUACCUGACAGACCUGAACUCCAUGAUUCCAACCCAUGGUGGGGACAUCAAUGACAUCAAGAAAGCACGGCUGCUCCUCAAGUCUGUUCGGGAGACGAACCCUCAUCACCCACCAGCCUGGAUUGCGUCAGCUCGCUUGGAGGAGGUCACCGGGAAGCUGCAAGUAGCUCGCAACCUUAUCAUGAAGGGGACGGAAAUGUGUCCCAAGAGUGAAGACGUUUGGCUGGAAGCUGCCAGGUUGCAGCCUGGGGACACAGCCAAGGCUGUGGUGGCCCAGGCCGUACGGCACCUCCCACAGUCUGUCAGGAUCUACAUCAGAGCAGCAGAGCUGGAGACAGACAUCCGCGCCAAGAAGCGGGUUCUUCGGAAAGCCCUUGAGCAUGUGCCGAACUCCGUUCGCUUGUGGAAGGCGGCCGUUGAACUGGAAGAGCCGGAAGAUGCUCGGAUCAUGCUCAGCCGUGCUGUGGAGUGCUGCCCCACUAGUGUGGAGCUCUGGCUUGCUCUGGCGAGGCUCGAGACCUACGAGAAUGCCCGCAAGGUCUUAAAUAAGGCCCGAGAGAAUAUCCCGACAGACCGGCACAUCUGGAUCACAGCUGCCAAGUUGGAGGAAGCCAACGGGAACACCCAGAUGGUGGAGAAGAUCAUCGACCGUGCCAUCACCUCGCUCCGGGCCAAUGGCGUGGAGAUCAACCGUGAGCAGUGGAUUCAGGAUGCCGAGGAGUGUGACAAGGCUGGGAGUGUGGCCACCUGCCAGGCAGUCAUGCGUGCUGUGAUCGGCAUCGGGAUCGAGGAGGAGGACCGGAAACACACGUGGAUGGAGGAUGCAGACAGUUGCGUGGCCCACAGUGCCCUGGAGUGUGCGAGGGCCAUCUACGCCUACGCCCUGCAGGUCUUCCCCAGCAAGAAGAGUGUGUGGCUGCGCGCAGCCUAUUUUGAGAAGAACCAUGGCACCAGGGAGUCCCUGGAAGCGCUUCUGCAGAGGGCCGUGGCCCACUGCCCCAAAGCGGAGGUGCUGUGGCUCAUGGGGGCCAAGUCCAAGUGGCUGGCAGGGGAUGUGCCCGCAGCAAGGAGCAUCCUGGCUCUGGCCUUCCAGGCCAACCCCAACAGUGAGGAGAUCUGGCUGGCGGCCGUGAAGCUGGAGUCGGAGAACAACGAGUACGAGCGUGCCAGGAGGCUGCUGGCCAAGGCACGGAGCAGCGCGCCCACCGCCAGGGUGUUCAUGAAGUCAGUGAAGCUGGAGUGGGUGCUGGGCAACAUCGCCGCCGCCCAGGAGCUCUGCGAGGAGGCGCUGCGGCACUACGAGGACUUCCCCAAGCUCUGGAUGAUGAAGGGGCAGGUGGAAGAGCAGGAGGGGCUGACGGAGCGCGCGCGGGAGGCCUACAGCCAGGGGUUGAAGAAGUGUCCUCACUCCACACCGCUGUGGCUUCUGCUGUCGCGGCUGGAAGAGAAGAUCGGGCAGUUGACCCGGGCGCGGGCCAUUCUGGAGAAGUCUCGCCUGAAGAAUCCCAAGAACCCUGGUCUGUGGCUGGAGUCCGUGAGGCUGGAGUACCGUGCCGGGCUGAAGAACAUUGCCAACACACUCAUGGCCAAGGCACUGCAGGAGUGCCCCAGUUCCGGUGUCCUGUGGUCUGAGGCCAUCUUCCUGGAGGCCCGGCCCCAGAGGAAGACCAAGAGUGUGGACGCCCUGAAGAAGUGUGAGCACGACCCCCAUGUGCUGCUGGCAGUGGCCAAACUGUUCUGGAGUGAGCGGAAGAUCACCAAGGCCCGGGAGUGGUUCCACCGCACAGUGAAGAUCGACUCUGACCUGGGGGAUGCCUGGGCCUUCUUCUACAAGUUCGAGCUGCAGCACGGCACAGAGGAGCAACGGGAGGAGGUCCGCCGGCGCUGUGAGAACGCGGAGCCGCGGCACGGGGAGCUGUGGUGCGCCGUGUCCAAGGACAUCGCCAACUGGCAGAGGAAGAUGGGGGAGAUCCUUGUGCUGGUGGCAGCCAGCAUCAAGAAUAGCUUCUGAGUGCCCACCCGCUGCUCCCCGCAUUAAAGCUAGUGCAGGCCACA
Sorex fumeus (smoky shrew) is the source of this 2981-nucleotide messenger RNA. It is a transcript of the gene PRPF6, whose product is annotated as pre-mRNA processing factor 6. Gene Ontology annotation, biological process: mRNA splicing, via spliceosome; spliceosomal tri-snRNP complex assembly. The record is from RefSeq and is a predicted model, not a curated record. The transcript has 21 exons. Gene Ontology annotation, molecular function: protein binding. Gene Ontology annotation, cellular component: U4/U6 x U5 tri-snRNP complex; catalytic step 2 spliceosome. The coding region runs from base 112 to 2937 and encodes 941 amino acids. Lineage: Eukaryota; Metazoa; Chordata; Mammalia; Eulipotyphla; Soricidae.